AUGAGCGAGUGGAUCCUGCGCCUGCGCGCGACGCGGCCGCCCUGGUCCGUCCUCCUCAAGCACGCGGCGCGGCCCGACCCUGGAGUCGACUGCCACAGCGCGUGGUGCUUCGAGGUCCCGCCGUCUGAGCGGAAGGCGCUUCCGCCGCCGCCGGAGCCCAAGCUGGCCCCGUCACGCCGCGAGUCGCUCGACGGCCCGCUCUACGCCGACGAGCUCGCCGCGUACAACGCCGCUCGGCGACAGGAGCACGGCGGCGGCCAGGGCCACGGCGGCGGCCAGGGCCACGGCGGCGGCCACGGCCGGCGCCGGGGCCAGAAACGCGGCGGCGGCGACGGCAAGCCCACGAUGGUCCGGGAGUCGUACCAGAUCCGCGCGAACAGCCUCGGCGCGGGGCAGGGCGAGCGGCGCGCGUCCUGGUCGUCGCCUUUAAACUCGGGCGCCUACUCGUGCGACCGCGUCACCAAGUUCUUCUACGACGGAGAAGCGUACGACGGCACCGUCGCCGAGGUCACGGUCGGGGACGGACGCAAGAGCGACCUUUUCAAGAAACUCAUUGUCGACAUCUUCGCCACCUCGGCUCCGGUCAAGGAGUUCAUGGAAGAAGCUUUUCCACAACACGACGCUGAAGUGUUCACCGAGGCCAUGAAGCACAUCAUCGCCGCGGACCACUUCAAGUGGGACGUCAAGACACUCUACCCCGACCCCAACCAGGAGUAG
Aureococcus anophagefferens is the source of this 717-nucleotide messenger RNA. RefSeq lists its product as hypothetical. The transcript has 3 exons. Bases 1 to 717 code for a protein of 238 amino acids. Lineage: Eukaryota; Pelagophyceae; Pelagomonadales; Pelagomonadaceae. The record is from RefSeq and is a predicted model, not a curated record.